Misgurnus anguillicaudatus (oriental weatherfish) is the source of this 4905-nucleotide messenger RNA. Its product is annotated as tumor necrosis factor alpha-induced protein 2-like. Gene Ontology annotation, molecular function: SNARE binding. Gene Ontology annotation, biological process: exocytosis; exocyst localization. Gene Ontology annotation, cellular component: exocyst. NCBI's taxonomy places the organism in Eukaryota, Metazoa, Chordata, Actinopteri, Cypriniformes, Cobitidae. The record is from RefSeq and is a predicted model, not a curated record.
UUGAUCACAUGGUGUGAGCAAAAAGCCAGAGGACAGUCAGAUGCAGCUGAAAGCUAGAAGAGAUUCAGGAGACAUUAGGGUGCUUUUACCUGUGGAUAAUACUGUUAAAGGAAAGUGAAAUAAGAUGCUAUCACGCUGGAUUAGAGCACCCUGUAUGUGUGCGUGUUGUAGAGGCUCACGUGACACUGACGCGGACUCUGUUCACCCUAAUGGAAAGCAUAUUUAUACUGCAUAAAUGUAUUCUUAUCCCCUACAUAGCACUAUGUGCCAUCCCCACCUAAGAAUAAGCGAAUGUAUUCACAACUGUCUCAUUUCAUGCACUUGUGAUUUCAGGCGCAGGUUCAGUGUAAUGUAGGGGGUGGGAUGCUUCAAAGUCUAGGGAGCAUUUGAUUGGACAGAAAAUUUGAUGAGAAGCGUAGGAUGACGUCAUAAAAAUUCUAGACUUUUUUAGCACACUUGCAGAAAUGUAAGGUUUGAAUGCUGAUAUCUUCUGUAUUUGAAUUUUGUCACCGGUUCGGACAAUACCAGUUUAUAACCAGUUACAUUUGAUUUAAUAGGGACUUAAGUCUGUAUCUGUUAAAGCAGCAUUCAGUUUAGAUAUAAGCAUGUUUCAUAUUUUAUAUUAUGAGAGAACUGAUAUUAUUUUGACAUAUUUUGAUUUUUUUGUAGAAAUGGCCACUGACAGCACUCAAGUUUCCUCUGGUGAUCCUGAGUUGGGGCCUCAGAAAAACAAGCAGAGAACCAAAGUGUCUGAUAAAAUAAAAUUUUUAAACUUCACAAAAUCAAAAUCUGCACAUGAAAGGCUAUCAGCGGACCUGGAACAGAACCGUCUGGCUGAAGCACAGAAGCUGCUGGUGGCAGCUGAGGAACGUCUGUUUGGUUCGAAUGAAUUGGCCAGAGCCGAAGAAGAGGUGGACAAGCUGCAGGCAGACUACGAAACCUUUAUUCUUAAUUUGAAGAUGAUCAUCUAUGAGUCCUUCAUUGAGGACAACCAGGAGAAACUCAAGAGUGCUGUGACUGCCAUACUUCAGGAGGAGGCACAGGACAAACGCUGGGAGACACUGGCCAUGGAGAAACGUCCAGUUUGGAGGCCGAUAAGGUGCAGAGAGAUCCAUGACACACAACUCAAGACUGUUGUGGAAGAACGAAUGAAAAAUGCAAAUGAAGAGGAGAAUGGGGCGGACAAGCUGUCUUCUCCCUUGAAGAGAGAAGUGUGCCGACUGGGCAAGCAAAUACAAAAAGAUCUGCUGGUGGUGGUCAGACGGUUGAGGGAAUGUUAUCCACCAGACUUUAACAUUUGCAUAAUUUAUGCCCAACUUUACCAUCAAGCUUUCUCCACCAGACUCCAGGAGCUGACCAGAUCUAGUGUUGAUGUUGAGGAUUGCUGCUAUAUAUUAAGUUGGAUUACAUUUCACUACCCAAGCGAUGUGCUGACCCAUCAGGAAUUGAAAGAGCACAUCGACCAAUCAUCGCUUGGACCUCUACUGCCUGAAGGAACGCUUAAGAUAUUACAUGAACAGUACUUUUCAUACAAAGAGGAAGAAGCCAGAAAGUGGUUGUCUAAUGCUUUUGGGAAAGAAAUGAAGAAAUGGAGUGAUGGCAUUGAGCCACAACUGGUGGAUGGAUUUUAUGUCAGCAGCCUUGCUGUAGAUAUUAUACCGCUUAUUGAUUCAUCUAUGAAGGAGAUCAAAGCGAUUUUGGGCUCUGAAAGUAAAAACGAGUACAUUUUAUGCCAGCUGGACAGUUGUCUAAAAGAGUAUAUGAGAAAUCUAGAGGAACUUAUCAAAGUUAAACAAGGAGGUGCUGCUAAUACUCUCUGUGCUAUUCUGGUUAGCAUUCAGCAGUUUGGGGUUUAUGUACAAGAAGCAGAAAGUCUUUUCCCAGAAAAGACUAGAAGAAUACUGUUGUGUACAUUAGGAAACAUCAAAACAAUUUGUCAGCAAUAUUUUCUCAGUCGAAUUCACACAGAACUGAAGCCGCUGUACCGUAAGCUUUGGACUGACGCCUGGUGUCAUAGGCACGAUGAGGUUUUGGAUGGGCUGGUGAAAGGACUUGAAAAUCAUAUACAUAAUUUGGAAACGCUGGAGUCUGUUUGCCAAGAGGAACUGCUGGGCAAGCUGCAUUUAGCAGUAAUGGUUGAGUAUGUGAGGCAAAUGAUGAAGAGAAAACAGAAGCUGAAAGGGAAGAAACGACAGGAGGAAGCAGCUGACUUCAUGUGCCAAGACAACCGAAUGAUCUGCUCUACAUUUUCCGAAGCGGGGUCCAAUGAAAAAUGGCUUUCUGAAAUACUGCCAAGAUUAUCUGAGAUCCUGAAACUUCAAGACCCUGGGAGCCUUGAACUUGAGAUAGUUUCACUAGCAAGAAUCUAUCCUGACCUGAGUAAGCAACAUGUUGUUGCUGUCUUAAACCUGAAAAGCAAUCUUUCAAGCUCGGAUCUGCGUGGGAUCAAAGAAUGUUUGCGUGAUAACAGGGACACGCAGGAUGAUCAGUCCUCCCCUUCUUUCUUUUCCAAAGUAAUUGUGAAAAAGAAAAUCUUAUAAGUGUGCUGUUUGAUCUCUAUGUACAUAAAUGUGAUACAAAAAUCAGAUUUGAAGCAGUUACUUUUUGUUGAUGUUUGAACUGUUUUCAAACAAACGGAGCGUGGCUAACUCCUCCCCUUCCCCCUCCCUUCCGUGCUUUCAUGAACACACCUAACCCCCACCCCCAAAUCCUUCUUGUCGUUUAUUGGCUGGAACACUUUGUUAUCGUUUCUGAUAGUAGGUUUGGCCACUUUGUUUUUAUUGCCGUUUGUGGAGCCUGGGCUGUCUACAGAGAUUGCCUUUUUCUUACAGUUUGAUCAGCGGACAGGCAGCAAGCAGAUAGUGAGGAGAUGAUUGCUGUAUGUAACAAAAAAUGUUUCAUGGUCUAAAACGCGUGAGUUCGUUUAGAACACCUUUAAUGCAUUCUUAUUUGAAAUUUACUCAGUCAAAUGUAGGCUACAAUAUGAUUUGAAAUUAAAGGUUUUAGAUCUCUGUGAAAGGUUUCAAAUCGGUUUAAAGUGCACCUAUUCCAUUGAUAAAAACAACCUUAUUUUGUGUAUUUGGUAUAACAUCACAUAUUUGCGUGCAUUGGGUUUAUGGUUAAAAAACACAUUAUUUCCACAUACCAUACAUUUUUGUAGCUCCAGAUAUCCUGUAUUCCGCAAGCGCACUGAUUUUGUACAAAACUCAUCGAUCUGAAAAGCACUGUGUCCCUGAUUGGCCAGUUAAUUUGUACAUUGUGAUUGGCCUAAAUACCUCUGGCAUGAGCUGGAAAUGGGACACUCCUGUAACACUUUAUAUUACGACCCGCAAUGUACCACGUAAUUAAACCGAAUUUACAGUAUUUGUAACAACAGAGUACCUCUACCGCACGUACUUGUAGGUAUAAGUGAACAAUAUGUUAAGUUUGGGGUAAUAAGAGGGUAAGAAUAUGGAAAAUUAUAAAAAAGUGUUACCGACGCUCCUUACCAUGUUUGAAAGAUUCACUCACAAUGCAAUGCUAACAGGAGUUAACUUUCAGGCUGUGAGUCAAAGCAGGAGGAAUUAUGAUAAUGUUGGCCUUGUCACCAAUCCCAGGAAGUAAACUGUUGCCUACAAUCCGUGUGUUUGUUGUAGUCCAAGAAAAGAGAUUUAUGUUGGAGACGAUAACUCAGCGUCAUCGUUUACUUUGUGGUUUGAACCUUUUGCAUGUCGUUAACAUGUACUAAUACACACUUACACACCAAAGGAAAUGUAAAAACGUGAAUUGGAUUGGUGCUCUUUAAAUGAAUGUAAAUUAUCAAAAAAAAUCUGAUGAUUAAUCAUAAUUCAUGUAAAAUCGUGAAUCGGAUUGGUGCUCUUUAAAUGAAUGUAAAUUUGCAAAACAUCUGAUGAUGAAUCAUGAAAAUGUGAUCUUUUUGUAUAUGUUUAGACAUAAUUUAAUAUGUAUGUAAAUGUAUGUUUACUGUAUGUGUGCGUGUGUAAUGAGGAUAUAAAUAUGUAAAACUCAAGCAGUUUCAUUAGUAUAGUAUAGGCCUGUAUUAUGAUUAUAUAAUGUGUUGAAUCACAAUGCUAGAGUAAUAAAUGCAUUUUUAAAAUCCCUAAAUUGGCAAUGUAUAACUAUCAUAUCAUUUAUACAAUAUUUUGCAUUUAUAUAUUUUAUUUGUUGGUUUUGCUCUAAAUUUAGAUAAACUAGUGUAAUUAAAGGGAUAGUUCAUCCAGAAAUAAAAAUUCUCUCAUCAUUUACUCACUUUCGUAUUGUUACAAACCUGUAAAUGUCUUUGUUCUGAUGAACACAAAGGAACACUGUUAGACUUAACUGUAAUUUCUACAGUUACUUACCACAAAAUGCCCAGUAAAAUACCAUAAUUUUUCAGUUCAUUACUGUAAUAUGCAUUGCAUUAUGGGUAUUGACAUUUAUUUUACAGUGAUUUACUGUAUGUUUUGAAUUUGCAGUAGACUGCUGUAAAACAACAGCAGUAGUGCUACUGUAGUUGAAUAAAACAGUGUUAUAAAAGCAUAUAAAAUGGAAAAAUAAAAUAUAUCUAUGAAAUUAAAUACAUUUUAUUUGUUAUGCUUUUAGCAGUGAAGCAAAUUUCAAAAUGUGAGUUGUUUUUCAGCAGUGUAAAUAAUUUAUUGAGAAUUGUUGACCGUCAGAUUUGAAUUUGAUCUCAAGACUUCAAAACACUCGUGACGCCAAGAUUUCGAUCCUUGGAGUGUCGGGAGAGUGACAGAAGAGGCUACUUGGGGAGUGUAGCGAGUAACUUUUAUUAAGUGACUCUGUGGUACUGUGAUAGUGGAUAGUAUUAUGGACCUAUGACAAGGGCGACCCGGGUUCGAUUUCCCUUCAAGGCAAUAUAUUUUUUAAAACUAGGUUAAAGUAAGGGUAUUAUACUGUACAAUGGAA